AUGGAAGCCUCUGGCCCCAUCCCACAUACCUUGCUCUUUUCAGUCUGGCUCUUCCUGAAACAUAUCCUUCAUAAUAAGCUGGUGAUCUGGUACAGUACACCGCUGCCAGGACCGUGCGUGCAGCGCCCCGCCGUCCGCCCCCGGUCGCCAUCCUUGUCCUCGUCCUCCGCAGCGUUGACGCUCUCCAUCCCUGUCCCCAUCCCGGCUUGCGCGUUCUGGCCUCUCCGCCUGUCGCCCUCGCCCUCCCCGAGGGCCCCAGUCGCCGCCCUGGCGCUCCCCGCGGCUCCCGCUGAGGCCGCCUGCGCCCUGUGCCAGCGCGCGCCCCGCGAGCCUGUGUUCGCCGAUUGCGGCCACCGCUUUUGCCGGGCGUGCGUGGUGCGCUUCUGGGCGGAGGAGGACGGGCCCUUCCCGUGCCCCGAGUGCGCCGACGACUGCUGGCAGCGCGCCGUGGAGCCCGGCCGCCCGCCGCUCAGCCGCCGCCUGCUGGCGCUCGAGGAGGCUGCCGCGGCGCCCGCGCGUGACGGCCCGGCUUCGGAGGCGGCGCUGCAACUGCUGUGCCGCGCCGACGCGGGCCCGUUGUGCGCCGCCUGCCGCAUGGCCGCAGGGCCAGAGCCGCCUGAGUGGGAGCCCCGCUGGAGGAAGGCGUUGCGCGGCAAGGAGAACAAGGGGUCCGUGGAGAUCAUGAGGAAAGAUCUGAAUGAUGCUCGGGACCUGCACGGCCAGGCCGAGUCUGCUGCUGCUGUCUGGAAGGGACACGUGAUGGACCGCAGAAAGAAGGCCCUGACUGACUACAAGAAGCUGAGGACUUUCUUUGUGGAGGAGGAGGAGCGCUUCCUGCAGGAGGCAGAGAAAGAGGAGGGGUCCGCCGAGGAUGAAGAUGCAGACCCUGCUGAGAGGUUCAGGUCCCUGCUGCAGGCCUUGUCGGACCUGGAGCGCAGGCACCGCAACCUGGGCCUCAGCAUGCUGCUCCAGUGAUGCCAGGCAGAGGAAGCUGGCUCCACCCUGGCCCAGCGCCCCCUCCCACCCCCCACCCCCUGCAACAGCUCUUCCAUCCAUCUCCUUCAGAACCCCGGAGGGUCUACGCCUAGGUGUAGACGGGCUGUUUACCGUAGGUGCCACCUUGGGUUGUCCCCUUAGCAGUGUCUAUGUUCUUUUUUCUUGGGUAUUCCUGUUUCCAGGCUGUGAAUGCCUCUCUGGAGCCCUGAAAGUGGGGAGGGGGGAGCGGGUUGGUAACUCAAGUGUCCUGUUCUGUCUCUUCAUAAAGCUGUUGUUGCUGCCAGUCUCAUCA
Messenger RNA from Hipposideros armiger (great roundleaf bat), 1288 nucleotides. RefSeq names its product ring finger protein 187 (gene RNF187). Bases 1 to 975 code for a protein of 324 amino acids. The record is from RefSeq and is a predicted model, not a curated record. NCBI's taxonomy places the organism in Eukaryota, Metazoa, Chordata, Mammalia, Chiroptera, Hipposideridae. The transcript has 5 exons.